UUCCCAUUUAUAAGGGGGAAGCGAAAGAGGCCAGAAAGAAUGGCGAGGAUGGCAUAGUCACAUAAUGGUCUCUGUUGCAACCCUUUCUAUUAUUAAGUUUCUGGCUACUUCCGCCAUCAACAUGGGUUCUCCCUUGUCAGAAGCCAAGGGUUUGGUUUUAUGUGCGCUUUCCAUGGUGGCUUGGUCGUGCUUGUCGCUAGCUGCUCAAGCGAGCGAUUUCAACAAGGACUUUGACAUCAAUUGGGGCCGUGGACGUGCCAGGAUACUCGACUCCGGGCAGCUCCUCACGCUCUCCCUCGACAAGGACUCCGGUUCCGGCUUCCAAUCCAAGAACCAGUACUUGUUCGGGAAAAUCGAUAUGCAAAUUAAGCUAGUCCCAGGAAAUUCGGCCGGCACCGUCACCUCCUACUAUUUGAAAUCGGAUGAGACAUCGUGGGAUGAAAUAGACUUCGAGUUCUUGGGGAAUUUGAGCGGCGACCCUUAUGUGAUGCACACCAAUGUGUUCACCCAAGGCAAAGGUGACCGAGAGCAACAGUUCUACCUUUGGUUCAAUCCCACCGCUGAUUUCCACACCUACACGGUCCUUUGGAAUCCUCAUACCACCAUAUUUUCCGUGGACAACACGCCCGUCAGGGAGUUCAGGAACCUGGAGUCGAAGGGCGUGGCCUUCCCGAAGAGCCAGCCGAUGAGACUCCACUCCACGCUGUGGAACGCCGACGACUGGGCCACGAGGGGCGGCCUCGUGAAGACGGAUUGGACCCAAGCCCCGUUCAAGGCCUCCUACCAGAGCUUCAGCGCAGAGGCCUGCGUUUGGGUCUCCGGGUCGUCGUCCUGCGGCCCGAUGGGCCAGCCGGCGUGGUUCACGGCGAAGAUGGACGCAGGUGGGCAAGCAAAAAUGAAGUCGGUGCAAAGGGAUUACAUGAUCUAUAACUACUGCACCGACACCAAACGCUUCCCUAGUGGAUUUGCUCCUGAGUGUGCUAUCAUGUGAAAAGCUCUAUGUCGUGUCAUAUCAUAUGCGCGGCGUUGUACAGUAUACGAGAAUAAUGGCGACCCAAAAGAGAUGCGCUGAUUUCGGAAGUGUGGCACUUAAUAUGUGUUCGGUGUAUUUUGUGA
Rhodamnia argentea is the source of this 1116-nucleotide messenger RNA. RefSeq names its product probable xyloglucan endotransglucosylase/hydrolase protein 25. The record is from RefSeq and is a predicted model, not a curated record. Gene Ontology annotation, molecular function: hydrolase activity, hydrolyzing O-glycosyl compounds; xyloglucan:xyloglucosyl transferase activity. Gene Ontology annotation, cellular component: cell wall; apoplast. The coding region runs from base 65 to 991 and encodes 308 amino acids. NCBI's taxonomy places the organism in Eukaryota, Viridiplantae, Streptophyta, Magnoliopsida, Myrtales, Myrtaceae. The transcript is spliced from 3 exons. Gene Ontology annotation, biological process: cell wall biogenesis; xyloglucan metabolic process.